UUUCAGCUUUAUUUGGGAAUUACAACUUUGAGCACUUUUUACUUCCUAACAGUAUUAAAGAGAAAAAAGCUACUGGAUGGUCUCAAAUUACUGAAGGAUCUUGAUCUGGAUUUUAUGAGAAUCGGACUUUCUUUGACAGAGACUUAUAAUAAAACACGAAAACUCAGUAUAUUUUUUGCAAUUGUAAUCAUUUGGAUGUAUUCUUCUUAUAUAUUCACUACGCAGAUAAUAGUUCGAUUAUAUGGAAUUUAUCCUCGAGCAUCAUUAUGGUUUUCCUUUGUUUUUCCCAAUAUUGUCAGUACAAUGAUUAUAUUGCAGUUUUCAUUUUAUGUAUAUAUUUUAACUUUGAGGAUGGGACUUAUUAAAACACUAAUAAAUAAUUUGGAAAUCAUAUCAACUUCUGCUUGGCUAGAUGGCGAUGAAAAAAGGCAUACUAUGAAACAGAAAAAAUAUGCAACUAUAAUAGAUGUUAUUGGAAAAUUGCACGAAAAAUUAUGCGAAAUUGUAGAUCAUAUAAAUGCAUAUUUCAACAACCAAAUGCUAGUAUUGUGUUUGGAUGCUUUUGUGAUGAUUGUAUUUUUUGCAUAUUAUAGCUUGAUUUCCAUAAUGGACUAUGAAGCUGAUUUAGCAAAAUAUAUUGGAGUAAUGACUUUUUUUCUUUGUCCUUUCAUUGCCAAUAUCUGCCAGAUGAUUUGUCUUGUGGUAUUUUGUGCACAGUUUUAUAAUGAAAUUACAAAUUGUCACAAAAAGCUGCUGGUUUUAAUAAAUGAAUCUGAAAAAAGAUGCACCAAAUUAAGACUAAGCCAAUUAUCAAUCCAAAUAAUUAUUCGGAGUCCAAAAUUUAGUGCUGGUGGUGUAUUCAUUUUAAAACCAACUUUAUUACGAUCGGAAUUCCACGUAACCCAACUCGGAAUCUUCCUAACUACUAUCCAGUUGUUUUUAUACGGGGUAUGUUUAAUACAAGUGGUUAUAGAAUCCUGGAGUAUGGUGUCAUUUUUUUAUGAGAGUGAAAUAUCAAAAUUUGGGGACAAUUUCCAACUUUUGGUUGGUUUCAUAUCAAUGAUUUUGAUGUUUGCUGCCAGUUUGUUGAGAAGUAGCAUUUUUCUAUCAGUUUACAACAUGUAUCCUCAUAUAGCAAUAUGGUGGGCAUAUGUGAUACCAAAUUUGAUGUUAUCCUUCGUAGUCCUGCAGUUUGUCAUGUCGAUGUAUGUGAUAACUGAUAGAUUGAUCUGUUAUAAUAAAUUGUUGAAGGAACUCGAAGAAUUUGAUAAUAUUCCUUGGAUAAAUGCACAUCCAAACAAGUUAUACACAGUUGCAGCUAAUGGAAAUGUUUCUUUGUGCCAGCGUUAUAAAAAACGUUAUGUCAUUUUGGAUUCAAUAGGAAAAAUACAUGAUGCAAUAUGUGAUGCUGCCGACUACUUAGAUAGAUUCUUCUCAAUACAGAUGUUGUUAAGUCAAAUUUCGAUGCAAAUGAUGAAUAGAAAACCAUGUUUUACAGCCUGGCAACUUUUUACUAUUGAACGCUCCCUUUUGAGUUCAAUAGCUGGUGCUGGAUCCACAUAUUUAAUAAUACUUUUCCAGUUCUCAUUUCCUGUGAAAUGCAUUGUUGAAUCACCAAGAAAUAGUACUUAA
Messenger RNA from Ctenocephalides felis (cat flea), 1632 nucleotides. RefSeq lists its product as uncharacterized. Lineage: Eukaryota; Metazoa; Arthropoda; Insecta; Siphonaptera; Pulicidae. Bases 115 to 1632 code for a protein of 505 amino acids. Gene Ontology annotation, biological process: sensory perception of taste. Gene Ontology annotation, cellular component: axon; neuronal cell body; dendrite. The record is from RefSeq and is a predicted model, not a curated record. The transcript is spliced from 9 exons.